Amaranthus tricolor (Joseph's coat) is the source of this 2050-nucleotide messenger RNA. RefSeq names its product chaperone protein dnaJ 13. Bases 243 to 1865 code for a protein of 540 amino acids. The transcript has 13 exons. NCBI's taxonomy places the organism in Eukaryota, Viridiplantae, Streptophyta, Magnoliopsida, Caryophyllales, Amaranthaceae. The record is from RefSeq and is a predicted model, not a curated record.
AAAAUGAAGCCCAAAUCUUGAACGCGCUGCCUUGGAAUAGGGGUAACACUCAACACAUAAGAAAAUGUAAAGGAAAAAAACCCUGGUAGAGCCCUUCAUCUAUUCAGUUCAGCUGUUCUUAAUUCUUAUUCCUCUGGGUUUUUGUUGCAACCGUUGUUUUUCUAGGCAAUCUUCAUCGGACUCCCAUCUUCAACCCCAACAUUUGCUUCAAUCAGGAAGUGCACCCAAGAAAUUGAAUCAAAAUGGAAGAAAAGGCUGAUGGUAAUCCAAAUAGAGAGUUAUAUGCUUUGCUUCAUAUCUCCCCAGAUGCUUCAACCGAAGAAAUUCGUAAAGCUUAUCGUCAAUGGGCUCAAAUUUAUCAUCCCGAUAAAUAUCAAGAUUCUGAUAUGAAAGAUAUUGCAACGAAGAAUUUCCAACGGAUAUGUGAGGCAUAUGAAAUACUCUCAGAUGAGAAUAAAAGACAGAUAUAUGAUAUAUAUGGUAUGGAAGGUUUAAUUUCUGGUUUAGAACUUGGAGUAAAGCUAAAUAAAGCUGAAGAAAUAAAGGAAGAACUUGAAAGAUUAAGACGUCUGAGGGAACAAGAGAAGAUUUCCCAGAUUCAACCUACUGGGUCUAUUGUAGCUAACUUGUCAUUGCCAGACUUUUUGGAUGGUGAUGGCAUUAUGAAGGGAAUGGCCACGACCAGUGAGGUGCAGUCUCAAAUUUCCAAACGCGUUGCAGUUGCUAUUGGUGGGAACUUAGCAGUUACAGGCAAGUCAGGGGCUGGAGCUGCUACAGCUGUAGUUAAACAUCAAAUAUCUUCAGUUGCAUCCAUUGAGUUUAUGGCUUCUGCUGGUCUGAGUUCACUUAUUGGUGUACAAACAACACGCCACAUAUCACCGCAUUCUACUGCGACCGCUGGACUAGCUAUGUCGCUAAAUGAUGGAUCAAUCAAUCUUUCUAAUACAUGGACGCGUCAACUGUCGCAAUCUUCUAAUGGAAAUAUACAACUUCUCCUGGGUACAGAAACAUCUAUUACUGUUGGUUGGCAGAAGAAAGAAGAAAAAAUGUCUGCUGCUGGAGAGAUAAAGCUUGGUACCGGCUUUUUUGGGGCAUCAGCUUACUAUACUCAUCGCUUUUCAUCGAAGUCUCAUGGGCGUAUAGCUGGCAGAGUAGGAAGUAAUGCUCUUGAGUUGGAAAUUGGUGGUGGACGUAAAAUAUCUAAUUUUAGUACAAUACGGAUGCUAUAUUCUAUAGGGAUUCAGGGUAUCUCCUGGAAGUUUGAAUUGCAUCGUGGUGGUCAAAAGCUAAUAGUUCCUGUAUUGCUUUCCAGUUUUAUAAAUCCUGUGUUUGCUGCAGGGGCAUUUAUUGUUCCAACAUCACUUUAUUUUGUAACUAAGAAAUAUAUUGCGAAACCUUAUUAUCUUAGACGGGAGAAGCAGAAGGCUUCUGAAGUUAUGGAGAAAACAUCAGGCCAGGUUCAAGAGGCUAGAGCAGCAGCAGCAAAGGCUCAGAAGCUGUUAGAAAAUGUGGCCAACAGGAAGAGGAAUAAACAAACUGAAGUUGGUGGAUUGAUCAUCACAAAAGCGCUAUAUGGUAGUGCAAGGGUUCUAAAGAGGCAGGAUAAUUCAGAGGAAUCAACUGGUGAUGAUUUUGAUUCACAAAUUAUUGACGUGACCAUUCCCUUGAAUUUUUUGGUUAAUGAAUUGGGGCAACUGAAGCUUCACGAUGGUGUGAAGAAAUCAGGCAUCAUGGGUUUUUGUGACCCGUGUCCGGGAGAACCCAAGAAACUGCUCGUUUGGUACACAUACAACACUCAAAACUUCAAGGUGAUCGUGGAUGACUACGAGGAGUUACGGAUACCCCAGGAAGCUCAUCGUCUAUAGAGAGUUGUUCUCCAGCAACAGGACCUCUUAGUUUUCAGGCUCGUAUACAACUUGACACUCUAUCUUUUCUGUUGUGAUCGCUUUUGUAAUUAUACGAAUGAUGCUCUAAAAAUUUUCAUUAAAUUUCUUCUUUCGAUUCAUCCUCAAAGUCGAGGGAAUAAAACGAAUUCACCAUUGGGAAUGAA